Mucor velutinosus is the source of this 1848-nucleotide messenger RNA. RefSeq lists its product as uncharacterized. The record is from RefSeq and is a predicted model, not a curated record. NCBI's taxonomy places the organism in Eukaryota, Fungi, Mucoromycota, Mucoromycetes, Mucorales, Mucoraceae. The transcript has 3 exons. Bases 1 to 1848 code for a protein of 615 amino acids.
AUGUCGAAUGGACACGAUGCAUCAGCAUCAUCUGUGCAGAGAGAUCGGAAUAGGAGUAAUGACAAUAGAGUAGAGCCAAGGUUCUUUGGACAUCCGUCUAUUUACCAGAAUGCUGCGGCCAGUUCUCAAAAGAAAGAUAUCAAUGAACCAACAGAAAACCCUUACUGGGCAAAUCCGCCUCCUCCAUAUUCGCCUCCACCAAAUGAACCUGAAUCAUCCAAUUCUUCUGUUGCUAUGGAUCCAAGUGCACCGCCAUUAGAAUUGCCAUUUUCAUCUCCUAUACAGCAUGCGACGCCUCAAACCCAGGCACCGUCUUCUCACAUCACAUCGCCAUCUACUCCUACGUCUAGCCAUUAUCCGUCAUUGAGCUAUCAGAAUCCUCAGCAUUCACCCGCUCUUCAAGGCUAUGGUCAAUACGGUACUGUCAAUCAGCCCCAGCGCCCCUAUACAAAUGCAAACAGUUCCACAUCAGACGCAAAUCUUCCCAUUGUAAACAGCUGGCCUUGGAUCGCUCCGCCAAGCAGUGGCCGUGGAACAGGAUCACCACAACCGCCUUUGGUAGGAUAUCCCUUACCUCCAUCACCACAAUCGCCAUUGCAACAACAACAGCAACACCAGCCGUACUACUACAAUCCAUCCAAAAAGCAAAAGUCUUGCUUUGAGAUGUGUCUGAAAUACGUAUUCUACUUUUUCUGCAUUUGCCUUGUUAUCCGAUUGAUCAGCUUACUGUCUGGCAGUGUCAAUUAUGCUGAUUCAUGCUCACAUGGAUUCCUCUGGAGAUCGCUUCCAGACAGAUUCACAUUCAACAACCAUGGUCUAAAGAUUCGUGUAGUAGGCGGUAGUCUCUCUAGUGGACACAUCCUUAUAAAACGAGUCGAAAAUGACAGCGGCGUGGACAAAGCUACAACUGGCGUUGUCACGACGACAGCUCUUGUCUCUCCCGCAAGCCUCGCUGACAACCCGGAUCUAACCUACAGCUUGACUCAUUUGGACAAUGGAAGCACUUCACUGGAAAUCUAUAUCCCUCAUGAUCUAUCCCCGCGUGCCUGUGUUAGCCUCAAUGCUGUCAUUUACGUCCCAGAUACCCUCGAAUUCAUUGCGUUGGAGGUGCAAAACACGCACAUUGAAACUUCCAAUGAAGUCAUGUAUAUUGAAGCUGCAUCUCUGGUCACUACCAACGCAGCCUUUGAAUUUGAUCCAAAAUGGGUGGGUAAAGUGAUAGAACUGAAAACUUCAAACGCGCACGUCGAGGUUAAUCAACCGAUCGGUAAUGCGGAGGCCAUCGUCAUAUACACUACAAAUGGAGGCGUCCGAUUUAGACAACCUGUUACCAACAUAACGGAUCUUGUUACUGUAAAGACCAGUAAUGCUGGUAUUGACUUUGAUGCGCCAAUGGAGGCUCUGCAAGUCCAGCUGAUAACCACGAAUGGCCAUAUCAAUUUGGAUAGUCUUGAUGCCAGUCGUGCAGAGCUCAAAUCCACCAAUAACCGUAUUGAGUUGAAUCGUGCUAAUAUAUCCGUUGCAAUGAAUGCACAGACAAGCAAUGGUGCUGUGAACAUACGUUUGACGGGAAAUAAUCAUGCUGAAUUAGUUGCUCGAACUACCAACAGCCAAAUUGAUGUGAUCUUGCCUGCCGAACAUGAGGGUCGCUUUGAAGUUGAAACUAGUAGAAACAACAAGAUUGAAUUUAUUGAUCCUCUGGGCUGGUCUCAGCUGAUGCACGACAGAGGCUAUGUUGUAGGUACUCGAUACAAUCCCAAAAAUGGUAGAAAGCCAGACGGAGGUCAUUUCCAAGCUAAAACCUCUAAUGCCGAUAUCCAUGUACACUAUGCAAAUCCUGAUGUUUGA